AUCUGUAAAUCACAUCUGUGUCCUUGUGGUUGUUUGUUCGUAAUCAUCUGCAACUCGUGUUUUUUUCAGAAGUUUUACGAGCUGCUGACUCACAGAUGUUGCUUGAUUCACUGAAAACUACGUCAUGUAAUGGUACGUUUCUCGUAUAUGCGGAUGAAGUAUCUCUUCAUCUCUUGGUUAGUGGUGUUUAUUGGCAGCUGGGUUAUGUAUGUCCAGUACUCUACCUACACAGAACUAUGCAGAGGACAUGACUGUAGGAAAAUAAUAUGUGAUAAAUAUAAGACGGGAGUUAUUGAUGGAUCAGCAUGUAGUAGUCUUUGUGCAAAAGAGACAUUGUAUUUUGGAAAAUGUUUGUCAACAAAGCCCAGUAACCAGAUGUAUUUAGGAAUUUGGGGAAAUCUGCAAGGGGUUAUAAAAUGCCAGAUGGAAGAAGCUGCUCAGCUUGAUUUUGGUACUGAUCCACAACCAAGGAAAGAAAUAAUCCUAUUUGAUAAACCAACAAGAGGAACCACUGUAGAGAAAUUCAAGGAAAUGGUAUAUGGUUUUUUUAAAGCAAAGUUGGGUGAACAAGGAAGUCUUUCAGAACUGGUUAACAUCAUUCUAUCUUUUGCCGAUGGAAACAAAGACGGUAGAGUUUCUUUGCCUGAGGCAAAGUCUGCAUGGGCACUUCUGCAGCUAGAUGAGUUUCUGUUAAUGGUGAUGUUGCAGGAUAAAGAGCAUACUCCCAAGCUGAUGGGUUUUUGUGGGAAUCUCUAUGUGAUCGAAAGAGUUGAAUAUACCUCUCUCUAUGGAAUCAGCCUUCCAUGGAUCAUAGAACUUCUAAUUCCUUCUGGAUUCAGGAGAAGCAUGGACCAGUGGUUUACUCCAUCAUGGCCAAGGAAGGCAAAAAUAGCUAUUGGACUUUUAGAAUUUGUGGAAGAUAUUUUUCAUGGACCUUACGGUAACUUUCUUAUGUGUGAUACAAAUGCCAGAAACUUGGGAUAUAAUGAUAAAUAUGAUUUGAAAAUGAUGGACAUGAGAAAAAUUGUGCCAGAAAUGAAUUUAAAGGAAAUGAUUAAAGAUCGUCCGUGCGAAUCAGAUAUGGACUGUGUUUAUGGUACAGACUGUAGAACUCUAUGUGACCAAAGUAAAAUGCGGUGCACCACAGAGGUUAUUCAGCCAAACUUGGCAAAAGUGUGUCAGCUACUUAAAGACUAUCUGCUUCGUGGUGCUCCUUCAGAUAUCCACGAAGAACUAGAAAAACAACUGUAUUUGUGUAUUGCCCUUAAAGUCUCAGCAAACCAGGUGGAAAUGGAACAUUCUUUAAUACUCAAUAACUUAAAAACAUUAUUAUGGAAGAAAAUUUCCCACACAACUGAUUCUUAGUUUCUCCACCAGCAGAAGAUACUGUCUGCCACUCGAGGCAGCCUACCAUGUUUGAUAAAAAAUGAUUUGCAGCAUUUUGUAAAGAUGUAUACUCAGAUUUCAUGAAUGGCUCUUCAACUCUUCCCUUCAGUCAGCUCCUUAGUAUAGGGCUUCUGAAAGGAUGAACUUAACACCGAGUGAUCUGGCAGACACCAAAAGCACUUGUGGUGUUCCAGUGCACUGUUUGGAAACAAAAACAAUCCUGCAUGCUUGGCUGUUCUGUGCACUUUGUUGGAGCUUGAACAGGAUGACAGUGUUCACUGUGCCAUCACAUCAAGUAAUGCAGCAUCUUAAAAUUCUGUGAAAACUGUUGCUCACUUGUGAAAUACCUGCAAAAGAUUUUUAUGCCCAGUAGUUUUAUGAGAAACCACCACUAUUGCAAAUAUGAUGGCUGAGUCCAAGUUGCUGUUAUGAAUAAAAUGAACUGAGAUUGUUGUUUACUAAUACCUUGGCAUGGCAGAAUUUGCACAUUAAUAAUUUUUAAACUGUUGAAAAAUUAAAAUUUUAUUCUGGAAAUGCUAGGUUGUAAUAUGAGAUUUAAAUUGAAUUGUUUACACCUUGUUACCUCAUACUUUCAUCUUGAAUGUUUUAGUUCAACACUUUAAAAGUCCUAAUACAGUACACCAUGUUAGGAGCCAGGAUUUUUAGAAUGUUACUACUUAGAACAUAUAUGUAUUUUACAUUUUCAGAAACACAUUGCUGCAAAAUUAUUUUUGAAGUACUGACAGCAGAAUCAUCCUAAGUUUUAAAAACAAACAACACCAAAAAACCCUCCGUAGUCGGAUGCUGGUUUUUGACAAGUGAAAGAAGUAACAGUUGUGGAUGAAGUCUUAUCACUGCCCACAGAAAUAUAGCUAUAUGCUUGUACUUAAAUCCUCCUGAAUUAUUGCAGAAAUUAUGCAAGUCAGAGCUAGACCAUAACUGCCAAACGAGGUGGCUUGCUCAGGACUCCAGAAUAUUGCUUAAAUGGGAAUCCUGUGGCUAGUAACAGCUAGGGACAAGGUGGAAUAACAGUACGUUGUAGUAUGUUAGUGUUCUGCUGUUUGUUUUUUUCCUGGUAAUAUCUGAGCUGUAACUCUCAAUUCUUAAACACUUUGAUCCAGGCAGUGUACAGGGCGUGACCACUGCACCACCUUCAAUCGUUAACCCUACUGUUCUUCAGAUUUUCAGCUUGUAGAGAGAACGAGAGAUGCAUAAAACACCUUAAUGUUGUGCUUGCUGCAUAUGUUUAAUUUGUAAGUGUUUUAGGUAUGAAGCAGCUAAAAGACUUAGUGAUUUUAAUGGCAGUUGUCCUUAUCCCUUCAGAUAAGAUAGCUGGCCCCUUUAAUCAGUUACAGCAUAGUAAAAGUGAGCUUUAUUUCAUUAUUUUAAAAAAGGUGUAGUUGCUUGAAGGGUUCUAUACUAAAUGCAUUCCUUGACUAACAUCAGGGAAUUUCUCCACACCAUAUGUAAUAAUGUGUGGCUUGGGUUAAGUGUGUGCUGUUUGUAAUCAGCUUUUUAGUUGAAAAAUUACUUACUGUUAACUAUUAUCUAAUUUAGUAUUUAUAACUAACAAUGCACUGAAAUCUAAAGCAGGAUAUUCUUGGUGGAAACACGACUAAUUGCUACAAGUUAUGGGGCAAAAAAACCAAAAACUGAACUCAAAGUACUGGUGGGCAUUAUGAACAGCUUCUUGGAAAAACUGGAAAACAUGUAAUAGUGCAGUUUACUAUAUAGAACCUUAAUUUUUAUUGCUGUUGCACCAAGCUGGAGCUUUCAUUGAGAACAAAUAUAUAUAUAUACUUUUGUUUACAAUUAAUAACAGGCUUCCUAUUUUUUUUCCCAAUAGCUAUACUUCCCAUUUAUCAGCAUCACAAAGCCAAGAGUACAUCAGCGUAUCCUACUUGGUGAAAGCAUGCAAGCAAUUUCAGUAUCUGUUUCACAGACAGCUGUAGAAUAAGGCAAGCUACAACCUCUAAUUAAGCAAAUAUAUUCAACUUCAGAGUAAGUUCUCUUGUCUAAUCUCUAAACAAUAGAAAAUAUUUCAUCUUAAGAUAGUACCUGCUUAAUUAGCAGCCAGACCCUUUAAGUACUUAUUUCACUUUGUGGAGGAAUGUUCAGUAUGUCAAUGUGUACUGCUGUCAGCUAUACUCAUUUUCAGCCUGGGAAGCACUACUAUUCAUGUUCCUCAAAGCUUAAGGCUAUCUACAAUGGAGGUUUGUUUUCCUUAAGGUACAUACACAUCUCUGAUAGCAUUACGUACACUGAAAUUGUACAGAAUUGUCAAGUGCCUGUAAAGGUUAUUUAUUUUUAAUUUAAGUCAUCCUCUAGUUAAAAGGAACAAAUUCCACCUAGUCACACUAUAAUUUAAUCAAAAUUAUUUCCCCUUGCUAUGGAAAUAAUUCUACGGUGGUAGCUUUGUCUUUAUUACUUACCUUUAUUGAAUGAGUUCAUAUUUAAAAAAAAAA
This is a messenger RNA of Meleagris gallopavo (turkey), 3851 nucleotides long. The record is from RefSeq and is a predicted model, not a curated record. Lineage: Eukaryota; Metazoa; Chordata; Aves; Galliformes; Phasianidae.